Messenger RNA from Sphaeramia orbicularis (orbiculate cardinalfish), 2598 nucleotides. RefSeq names its product kinesin family member C1 (gene kifc1). Bases 104 to 1984 code for a protein of 626 amino acids. Gene Ontology annotation, biological process: microtubule-based movement. The transcript is spliced from 17 exons. The record is from RefSeq and is a predicted model, not a curated record. NCBI's taxonomy places the organism in Eukaryota, Metazoa, Chordata, Actinopteri, Kurtiformes, Apogonidae. Gene Ontology annotation, molecular function: ATP binding; microtubule motor activity; microtubule binding.
AAAACAGUUCAAUUUCAAAUUCAAACGGUCAGAGAUUGUUCAGGCUGUCGGACGGAGUUCAUUAGCAGUAAGGGUCAAACCCUGCAAAGUAAACUCUCAGCAGAUGUCCCGUUUACCGGUGAUGUCCAACAAAAGGGUCCUCACGACCAGCUCAGAGAAUACUCAAGACUUUGUGCCUGCUCAGAAGAGGAUUCGUAAGGAUGCAGAGCCUAUCAAACCACAGGCAGCAGCUACGGUCAUUGGUGGCAAACGGCCUCCUGUUGCAGCAGCUAGGCCACAUAUUUCAAAGCCAGUCAGACCUGCAGGGGCUGCCACUGUGGCUAUUGCGCCUUCCAGAGGUGCCUUGAGGCCAUCUGUUGCAUCAGCAGCAGUAAAGGGAAUUAAUGUGAAACAAACAACCACAGGCACCAAAGCAGGUGGAGGGGGGACCCGACGGGCUCCAUGGGACCUGAAGGGAAAAGUCAGCGACAUGGAGGAGAAGAUCAGUAACUACCAGACAAAGGUCAAAUCGGUUCACCAGGAGAAUGAACUGCUCAAAGGCUCAGUGGCCCAGAGCCGGAUGAAGACGGCUGAAAUGGAGAAGGAGCUGGAGAGGCAGAGGAGCCAGAUCAGUGAGUACGAAGUAGAGCUGCAGGCCCUGUUAGGGGUCCGGGAAGAAUUGGAAAAAGUCUCCAGUGAUAAGGGUACUCUUGAGAAAGAACUCAGCAACUUGGAAGGAAAAUACAAAGUCAUGGAGACUCUUCGAGACACCCAAGAGACAGAGCUGCAAACUCUCAAGAUGAAGCUCUCGGUUCAGGAAUCCGCUUUGGCCCGUUUGCAGAUGACCCUAAGAGAUACAGAGGAAGAGGUCCGCACUCUGAAAGACACUGUGUCUCAGCAAAAGGAUGAGCUUCAUGUCGGUGAAAUGGAGCGGCGUCGCCUACAUAACACCAUCCAGGAGCUCAAGGGUAACAUCAGGGUGUUUUGCCGAGUUCGCCCACUGGUGGGAGGAGGGCUGAGCAAGCAUAUUCAGCUCUCUGCUGCUGAUGAAAAGAGUUUAACACUGGCCAAAACUGAGGAGUCACACACAGGCAAAGGUGGAGACACUCAGAAGAACUACAACUUCAGUUUUGACCGGGUGUUUGGACCUGGGGCUGCACAGAAGGAGGUAUUUGAGGAGAUUUCUCUUCUGGUGCAGUCUGCACUGGAUGGAUAUAACGUGUGCUGUUUUGCCUAUGGGCAAACAGGAAGUGGGAAGACGUACACGAUGGAAGGGGAUGAGUUUGAUGAGACCAGAGGUGUCAUUCCCAGAGCUGUGCAGCAAGUCUUCAGAGCAGCACAGAAGCUGGGAGAUCAAGGCUGGGAGUUCACCUUCACGGCCAGUUUUGUGGAAAUCUACAAUGAGACCCUGCGAGAUCUGCUUUACACUGGCAAGGCUGACAAGAGACCGGAGCACGAAAUCCGGAAGUCCAACAACAAUGAGCUGACCGUCACCAACCUCACAUAUCAGAAGGUCUACUGCGAGGAUCAGGUUCUUGGCCUUAUUGCCUUGGCCAAUCAGAAUCGCUCCACAGCCCAGACGGCUCAGAACGACCGCUCCUCUCGCUCCCAUUCAGUCUUUAAGCUGGAUAUUGAGGGGGUGAAUGGUGGCAGGGAUGUCAAAUGCAAAUCCUCUCUGUGCUUGGUGGACCUGGCCGGCAGCGAGCGCAUGUUGAAGAGUCAGUCUCAGGGGGAGCGCUUCAAAGAAAUGACCGCCAUUAACGGCUCCCUGUCCAAUCUGGGCAUCGUCAUUACCGCACUGGCAAACAAGGAAAGCUACGUGCCAUACAGGAACUCCAAGCUUACCUACCUUUUACAGGGUUGCUUGGGAGGAAACAGCAAAACCCUCAUGUUUGUGAACAUCGCUCCAGAGCCAGACAGCUUUGGAGAAACCCUCAAUUCUCUGAGGUUUGCCAGCAAGGUUAACGACUGUGUGAUUGGGACGGCGAGUGUAAACAGAAAGUAGAUGGAAAUUCUUCACUAAACUUAUCACUAUUCACAUUUUUUAACGAAAUGACUGUUGAGUGUACCUGUCAUGUACCUUUUUAACUUAGAUGUAUUUUGUCCUUUUUGGCCCACACUGUGGUGCCAAUAAAUAAAAACCAAAAAGUCUAAAUUUUCCACAUUUAUUCUCAGGGCCACAAUUAGAAAUCACUAACUGGCUCAUUUUUCUUCUGUGUAUAUGAAGUCGACGUGUACAUUAUACAUACUUCACGUCUGCAGGUUUUUGUACAAUAUAUCUGCGGUUUCUUAAGGGUUUUUCAUUUAGGUUUUUGGUGAAUUAAGUCUUGAUGGAACAUUUCAUGUCCAUAGGUCACUCUAUUUCUUAUCCAUAUUCAUUCAUUAAAAUUCUAUUUGUGGUUUUACAUUAUUACUUGUAAAUUGCAAUAAAUGUAGUUUAGUUAAAGGUAUACGUGUCAACAUUGUCAUAUUUUAACCUAAUUAUCUUUUUCCUUUUUUUUAAUGAUAAUUGGAUGGAAUUUCUUUCAUGUUUUUCUGUAUUCUUUGACCCAACAUGAGGUAUUUCUCUAGCCCACUCAAGUAGCUGGACUAUGUAAAUAAACUGAUGCUUCUUUCUGA